GGAGGUUAUGGAGGUAUUUUCAAUUUCUUGCUAAAAUGUGAUUUCUUUUCACGUUCCUUCGUUGCAAUUUUUCCCUUCUUAAGUUAUGAAAGUCGUGGCGCUAGUGAGCGGUGGGAAGGACAGUUGCUACAACAUGAUGCAAUGUGUUGCUCAUGGCCACGAAAUAGUGGCGUUAGCUAACCUAAAACCGCCGGAAAAUACAGAUGAGAUGGACAGCUACAUGUAUCAAACCGUUGGUCAUGAUGCAAUAGAGCUUUACUCCGAGGCCAUGGACUUGCCCUUAUUUCGACGUACAAUUCAAGGAAGUCCUGUUGAACAGGGCAAAGACUACAUUGUCAAUAAUGAAGAUGAAGUUGAAGACUUGUAUGAGCUGCUAAAAGAGGUUAUGGCUGAAGUCCAUAUCGAGGGUGUUUCAUCUGGUGCAAUAUUAUCUAAUUACCAAAAAGUCAGAGUUGAAAAUGUGUGUUCACGUCUGGGUCUAAUCUCUUUGGCCUAUCUUUGGGAGAGAGAUCAGAAAAAGCUUCUCAAAGAGAUGAUUAAUUCACAAAUUAGUGCCAUUAUCAUUAAAGUUGCCACAAUGGGUUUAGAGCCGAAUAAACAUCUUGGAAAAACCAUAUCUGAAAUGCAUUCUCACCUUCUUAAAAUUAAUGAGAAGUUUGAUUGCAACGUUUGUGGUGAGGGCGGGGAAUAUGAAACAUUUACACUGGACUGCCCAUUAUUUAAGAAAAGAAUUGUGAUCGAUUCACAGGAUGUAGUCAUUCACUCUGAUGAUGCAUUUGCUCCGGUUGGUUAUUUAAAGUUUAAAAUGAUGCACCUGGAAAACAAAACUUAAUUCAGGUUAAAAUGACACUUGAGUGGAUGAUAUUGUUGCCAUAUAUGGUUGCACAUUGUUUGGUCAAGUCUUCUGCCAUGGUUCCCAUGCAAGAAAGGGUGUAAAUGAAAGUUUUGAAAGUGGAAGUGACUCACUCGGUGCACUCAACUAAGUUAGUAAGACAGCCAAGACAGAGUAAAUGGAAAGUAAGUCUUUGUGUGUUAAAAAUAAGUUUUAAGUAAUGAUACUUGUGCAAGGUCGAUGCUCUUCAUGCAGUUAUACCUAUACGAUAAAGAAUAUAACUGGACCAAUCAUGUUUUCAAAACAAGGCUGUUUAACUGGUGUUGCAAAAAUUCGUCGCAUGCGCAUGGGGGCCUGUCAAACCGAAAAACUACAUAGAUUAGGUUCCAAAAUACAAUUCUUUGCGAAAUUAAAUUGGUUACGAUAGCAGUGUUUGAAAUGUUUAAUA
This is a messenger RNA of Dendronephthya gigantea, 1280 nucleotides long. Its product is annotated as diphthine--ammonia ligase-like. Lineage: Eukaryota; Metazoa; Cnidaria; Anthozoa; Malacalcyonacea; Nephtheidae. The coding region runs from base 86 to 832 and encodes 248 amino acids. Gene Ontology annotation, biological process: protein histidyl modification to diphthamide. The transcript is spliced from 9 exons. The record is from RefSeq and is a predicted model, not a curated record. Gene Ontology annotation, molecular function: diphthine-ammonia ligase activity.